Messenger RNA from Mycena indigotica, 2961 nucleotides. RefSeq lists its product as uncharacterized. Lineage: Eukaryota; Fungi; Basidiomycota; Agaricomycetes; Agaricales; Mycenaceae. The record is from RefSeq and is a predicted model, not a curated record. The transcript has a single exon. Bases 112 to 2961 code for a protein of 949 amino acids.
UUGCCAACAACAGCCAUCAACCUUGGCUCGACCCGCGCAGGUCCUAGGUAGUAUUUCGCGUGGCAGUUCACUCAGAGCAAUUAAAACAUUUACAGGGUUCAUGCUGGCUACAUGCUAUGGCCAGCACUAGCUAGUCGCGCCUUGUUUCGUCCCUUCCACAACGUCAGAACUUCUGCUGCUCUCCAUGCCAUUGCCUCCGCUGCUCUCCCUAUCGAAAAAGCCAUCGAUACCGUCGCCGAGUCAUCUACAACUCUUUCUGCCCCAUUGAUCCGUCCCUCCAAAGCCUCAUUUGCGGCAGCACAGGCAAUUCGAAUGUGCAUUGCAAAUGGUGGAUUUUCCGAUGGGUUUUUUGUUUUGAACUCAAUCCGCUUUGCUUCCUAUCGUCAAAAGGUCUCGAAUAUACCAUUCAAGGCACCUGGAAUUGCAGAGUCGCAGAGCGAAUUCGAAGCAGCUGCCUUGAGCUUUGGACCUGAUGUUCCGACGCGUUUAUCUGCCCACACCCUUCUCCACUGUCUUGUGCGCCACAAUAUUGCACAGCCGGCCUUCGAACUCUCCAAACUUAUGAUGCAGGAGGGAGUCAAUCUUCGCAGCGCGACUUUGGAGGCCAUCAUGAAAUCCCUCGUUCCCCCGCCCACCAAUCGCACUCUGCUCGACAGAAUUAUUCCUCGCCAAAUGCGCACUAUUCCUCUGCAAACUCCAUCCGAUGCUUUGCUCCUCCAUCCUUCCCGUAUGUCAGACCCUAGGACGCGUUUUGCAUUGGAGUUAUUAUUCCUUGCAAGGCGACAUCGUCAAAGACGAACAGAUCACAUGUUCAAGCUCAUUAUGGCCGCUUCUCUGCUUAAGGGCGAGCUGAUCAUAUUCUCGCUGCUUUUUGGCUGGACCUGUCGCGAAUGGCAAACGGGCUAUUCACUUUCUAGCAACAUUGCAGCUCUUCCUGAGGACGACGAACUUCAGUCGUCUCCUCAGGUUGCUUCAGCUAAAUUGCGCCUAGAACAUCUGCGGAAAGAGGCCAUUUUUCCAGAUCGAACUUCGUUAGAAAAUGCCUUGCAAAUAAUCAAGGCGAUUCUCGCGAGAGACGGUGACGCAACUUACCCGACUCAAGAUCGACUUGUCGCUCUUCAGUCAUUAGCAAAUAUUGCUGGUCUCCUAGAGCGGCACCAAAUUCCGUUUCCUAAACUAUCCGUCCUUAUCAGCACCUUAUACAAAUGUCCUCGCGUCGACGAUGAAGUUUGGAUAGUCGGGUUGGGGGGAUGCCCUGAACGGAUAAAGGCCUACGACUAUUUUCAUCAAGUUCUUUUAAAAUUAUUACAAACCCUUCCGACCCAACAAAUUCUUCUCCAACAACCUAUGGUACCUCGAGACGCUAUUGUCAAAAGUCGUCGUUAUCCCCUGUUGCCACCCUUGGAUGUAAGCAGUUGUAACAGUCUUCUGCACUACGCACUUCGUCAACGACUCUCGAUCGAAUACGCACAGAAAAUCCUUUCACAUAUGGCCUCAAGACCGGACUGUCGCAAUUCCCCAGACAUAGUGACGGCGAAUAUAUUACUGCGCUCCGGGUCCCUUUUGCGAAGGAACGACAUCGUUUCAGGCACCGUCCAGUCAAUGGGCCCGCACUUCAGCUACACUCCCGAUGUACCUGUCAUGCGGUCUGAUGGCUCAUUCAAGCCAAAAGUUAGCAUCUCGACAACUCCAGCCAUCUCUAGCCUUGGGCAGGAACAGUUUGGAUUUGUGCAGGAUGCUCUGGAUACCGGAGCCCGGCUUGGGGCUAUAGAGUACGGGAAUCUGACCAUACCCGCGCUUCCAUCUGCUGGAGAUAUACGCACCCUCACAUCGUAUAUCUCCCACCUCACUGCAAUCGGCAAACCGGGCGAAGUCACCACUAUUCUCUUCACUGUGCUCCCUGAGCUGCAAAGCAUCCUCUUUCCGACAAAUUCUGAGCGCAAAGAAGAUCAGAGUCUCGGUCAUGCGGCGUUGUUAGCCUCUCUUCGUCGAGCGAUAACCCUUGGUCCUAUCUUCUUUGGCGCCGUCCUCGACUCGCUCUCCAAAUCUGGUCAAUUCGCGCUCGCUGACCGUGUCUGGCAACUGGCCAAGAAGGCUGAAUGGUGCAGUUGGACACGGGCUCAUGUCCCACAAUGCGAGCCUUGGAUUUUUGGACCCCAUGUUUAUACGAUCAUGAUGCGCUGCUAUGGCACUCUGGCGCGAAGACGAGAACUGUGGCAGAUGAAAUUGCAUCCCGCCAAACGCAUCUCCAAACGAACCUCCAAGCACUCUGUGUGGGCGUCUUUUCUCUACGAGUGCCAACAACUACCUCAUCCAAUGCCGCCACAUCAAGUCUUUUUUCUUCUUCGGCGGGUCAUGGCGCAUGCGACCUUCGACGUUUUCCAGCGAUUUAUGAGUAUUGCAACUCUGUACCGACGUCUCCCUACCAAAUUGCGUUGGCUCAAAGAAUCGGAACUGCCGCGCCCGGAUGCCCGUUUCUUUAAUGCUGCCUUAGAUGUCUUCAGACCUCGUGCGAAUGGUCCUGGAGCUGGCCCGUGGAUCCAUGCCCUCAAAGAGGCGCAACAAGCUUUGGCCGAAACUCAUCGCAUCCCGUCAAACGAGGAUUGGAAUGUACCUCUUGAAGCUGUGGUAAAAGCGAUGGUUAAAGCGGGUUUCCCGUUGCCUGUCAGCCUGCAAUCGAUCUCUGUUGGCCGGUUGGAUGCGGUCAUGCAGAAGAAGAAAGGCCACAAGCCAGCUUCUAAUUUGGACGUGCCAUUCGUAUAUGCAGACACGAAGCCCGAUGGCGGUGUUGUUCGACCGCUUCAUCUACCAACACCAAAGCACAAGGCUUUGCCAACUUCCCCUGCAUAUAACCAUUACCGUCGGCUUCGGAUGCGACGAUGGAUUCAGCGACAACAGCGACGCCAGCCUGCUAAAUGGCAACGAAGGCUUGCGGGCGAUUUAUUCCAGAAUACCAGUUAA